Leptopilina boulardi is the source of this 1836-nucleotide messenger RNA. It is a transcript of the gene Galk, whose product is annotated as N-acetylgalactosamine kinase. Gene Ontology annotation, biological process: galactose metabolic process; carbohydrate phosphorylation. The transcript is spliced from 11 exons. Gene Ontology annotation, molecular function: galactokinase activity; ATP binding. Gene Ontology annotation, cellular component: cytoplasm; cytosol. Bases 373 to 1806 code for a protein of 477 amino acids. Lineage: Eukaryota; Metazoa; Arthropoda; Insecta; Hymenoptera; Figitidae. The record is from RefSeq and is a predicted model, not a curated record.
UUUAAAGAAACGUUGGCAUACAAAUCGUUAUAAAGCCGGCGUAAAUAUGUCAGUGAGUGAUAACGUUAAUCUAUUAUCAAGAUAAAAAAAAAAAAGUUUCAAACAAUUACAACUGACCAACAGCAAUAAUUUUUUAUUAAACGCAUUGUUUGGAUCAAACCUGACAUCGCGUGGAGUUAAGUGGAAACAUCUUCUUAUAUACACUAUAGUGCCACGCGCAUUGGUUUUUUUUUUUGGAUAAAAUAAAUAAUAUCAUUUCCCAUAUAAAAGCUGGUGUAUCUACUGUUGCAAUAGAAUUUUUUUUUUCCAAUUUCUUUUGUGUGCUUCUAUAACAACACUCGUUUCAUAGUAAUCAAUAAAAUCAAGCGAGAAAUGACCACAGAAUCCAUUAAACAAAAUGAAGAUAAUGUUCCACUAUUGGAAGCAGAUGAAUUAUUAAAAAAUAAAAUGGAAUUAUUAACAAAUCAUUUUCGUGAUAAAUUUAAUUGUCCACCUUCAUUUUUUGUCCGUGUACCUGGACGCGUCAACAUAAUUGGAGAACAUGUCGAUUAUUGUGGUUACGCAGUUUGUCCAAUGGCUAUUCAGCAAUUUAUACUUGUCGCUGUUGCUCCAUCAGAAACAGAUGAAUUUCAUGUCAGUAAUUUUGAUCCAAAAUAUACGGAUUUUAAAUGUCAAGAUUUUAAAGGCAUAAGCAAUCGAAAUAUAAAUAAUUCAAACGAAGGUCCCGAUUGGCAUAAAUAUUUUCUUUGUGGAAUUAAAGGAAUAUUAGAAAUUAUACCAAAGGAAAAUAUUCCAAAUGGAAUGUUAGCGGCAGUAUGGGGAAAUAUUCCAGCAAAUUCUGGACUUUCUAGUUCUAGUGCUCUUGUAUCUGCCGCUGCUUUGUCCACAGUUCAUGUUUGUCAGUAUUCGAUGACAAAAGAACAGCUAGCAACAAUUAGUGCGAGUGCUGAAAGAUAUAUAGGAACAAUGGGAGGAGGAAUGGACCAAGCCAUUGCUUUCUUAGGCAAAGCAGGUUCAGCAAAAUUGAUAGAAUUUAAUCCUCUGCGUGCGACAAAUAUAACAUUGCCUGAACAUGCAGUUUUCGUAAUAGCACACUCUCUGGUGUGUCACAAUAAAGCUUCAACUACCGACUUUAAUCUCAGAGUAGCAGAGUGCCGGUUCGCAGCACAGAUAUUAGCGAAGAAAAGAAAUGUUAAUUGGAAGACUAUACAAAAAUUAAUUGACAUUCAAGAAGGUUUAAAAAAAAAUCUUAAGGAAAUGAUUGAAAUUGUGAUGGCAGAUAUUAAAGACGAGCCAUAUACUCUAAAUGAGAUUCUUGAGAUAUUAGAAACAACAAUUGAGGAACUAGAAAUUUAUUCAAUCAAAACAUCAUUUAAUCUCUCACAGAAAUAUAAACUUCGUCAAAGAGCUCUUCAUGUUUUUCAAGAAGCUUUGAGAGUAAUGACUUUUCAAAGAAUAAAUGAAGAUAAAACAAUAAAAGAAGAUGUGAAACUUCAACAAUUGGGGAAUCUCAUGUCUAAAAGUCAUUUCAGUCUUUGUAAAUUAUAUGAAUGUAGUCAUCCCCAAGUUGACGCCCUUGUGAAUUCAGCACUUGAUUCUGGAGCAUUGGGAGCAAGACUCACAGGGGCUGGAUGGGGUGGUUGUGUGGUUGCAAUCACAACUAGAGAUAAUGUAGAAAAAUUUUUAGAAGCACUUAUAGAGAAAUAUUAUAAUAGACAAGACUUGCAGGAUGCUGAUAUAAAAGAUUUAGUUUUUCCAACGGAACCAUGCCAGGGUGCUGCUAUUUAUAUUUCUAAAUUUACAUAAAAAAAAAAAAAUUUGGAAAAUUUAUUUUUU